Brassica oleracea var. oleracea is the source of this 1361-nucleotide messenger RNA. RefSeq lists its product as uncharacterized. The transcript has a single exon. The record is from RefSeq and is a predicted model, not a curated record. Lineage: Eukaryota; Viridiplantae; Streptophyta; Magnoliopsida; Brassicales; Brassicaceae. Bases 498 to 1256 code for a protein of 252 amino acids.
UAGUCCAGUGCACGCUGGGUUACUUGGAUCCAGAAUAUUUGCACCCAAGCACAUUUAGCGACAAAACUGACGUCUACAUGCAUAGGUAGUGAAAAUGUGAGUUUUAGUCACAGGGGAAACUCUUGUGUCCUUGAGUUAUAGUAUACGUUUAGUUGGACAAGUUAUCUAAGUUUUCUGAAUUCAUUGGUUGCGUUAAGUCCCUCUAAAUACGCAUACAUUUUGCAUCAUGCAACAAAAUACCGAAUGAAAAAGUAGGACGAAGCUAUUAUUGACGGACUCAAUUGUUUUGGUUUUUGUAAAAAAAUAGAAUAUGGAGGCUUACCAUCCCGCACCCCCCCCCGCCCUCCUUCUUUGUAGGAAUCAAUUCCCACUUUCUAUAUUUCAGAUUUUUAUAUGAACCAUUCUCUUAAUUUCCAAGUUCCUAUUUAAAGAUCUAAAACAAAUAUAAAUAAAGCAAAAGGUCAUUUCUACAAAUCAAAGUAAAUUCUUCAUUAACCAUGAAGAUCAUUUCUUUGACUCUUAUUCCAUUUUUAAUAUCCAUGGCACCAUAUCCAACUUUGAGCAAAGCCCCUUUCGGCACUCCUUCUGCCGGUGGCGGCUCUGUUGGGUUUAACGCCCCUACUGGCCCCGGCUAUAGGAGUGGGGAUACCGCCCCCGGCGGCUCUAGUGGGAUUAACGGCCCUAAUGGCCCCGGCUAUAGGAGUGGGGGUCCCGGUAGGAAUGGCGAUACUAGCUCUGGCUAUAAAAAUGGAUCUCCACCCGGUAAGCGAGUAGGUGGAGGCGACCCUGGUGCGGCUAUCGUUGUGUUCCCAAAGAAACCUGUACCAACGCCAGUACCAGCAGAAUGCAAACCAAUUGCAGGAUGCGUCACUAAGCAUAUAGCCGGAGGCAACCCCACGGUGCCUCAAUACCAUGGACCAUGUUGUAAUCAAUUUAAAAACAAAGUAUCGUGUGUGUGUAAAUUCCUUAUGUCCACGAAUGCUAAGCAACAAAGGGCUGCUGAUGGUGUGGUUCGAGGUUGUAAUUUUAAAAAUCCCAUUUGUAUAAAGAAGCCAAUGCCAGCAGCAUGCAGACCAGAUGUUAAGCAUUGUGUCGAAAUGCAUAUGUACAGAAGAGCUAGCAAUCCUACAUUCGGAAGCCCAUGUUGUCAGAAAUUUAAAACCUCGAAACGAUGUAUCAUGGCGUUUAAAAGCUCUCCGGAUCCUCAUUUAAGCCAAGCAGCUAAGGGUGUUAUUGCAGGUUGUCAUUUUCAAUAAAUAAUUGUACAAAAGACCUAAAAAUGACAAUAUUAGCAAACCUAUUUUGAGACAAUGUACAUAUUGGUUUUUAUAUGGUGAAAUGAAAAUAUAUGUAUUACUAUA